Molecule: messenger RNA, 804 nt
Organism: Rotaria sp. Silwood2
Lineage: Eukaryota; Metazoa; Rotifera; Eurotatoria; Philodinida; Philodinidae
Source: the annotation of a GenBank genome assembly
AUGUCUAAACAUAACAUUGUUUCGUACAAUAUAUUACUUACUUUAUAUGGUCUUUAUCGUCAAUCCGAUAAAGCUUUAAGUUGUUACAACCAAAUGCAUCAACAAGAUCAUCGACCAGAUGAUAAGACAUAUGUUAUACUUCUUCAUACAUUAAGUCAAACACCAAAUAAAAUCAAUGAUGUAAAACGUAUAUUUUUCAAUAUUGAAGAAAAUAAACGUGGACCUAUGUUAACGGCAGCCAUGAUAGCUGCAUUGAUUCGAGCACAAUUAUUUGAUGAAGUAAAUGAAUUAUUAAAAAAAUUACCUAAAGAAAAUAUUUUAUUCUAUGCAAUAAAAGCAAAUAUAAAUGAAAAAAUAGAUAAAUUUAAUUAUCCAAUAUUAAUAACAAAUGAACAAUUAGCAUUAUAUGAUUUAUUAAUGAGUAAUAUAUAUACAUAUGCUGGUUUAAAUGAUCGAUUAACAACAAUUGAUGAAAUGUUAUAUGAAAAUAAUAAAUUAAAAAAUAUGUUAUCAUAUUCUUGGUUUGAAAAAUCGAAUGGAAAAAUCGAAUAUUUUAAAAGUACAAAUUCACAAUUAGAAAUUUGUGAACAUACAGAAAAGCUAGCACUUGACAAUGCAUUAGAAGAACAAAAAAACCUGUCAUUACCAAUUCUGAUUGGAAAAAAUCAUCGUAUAUGCAAUGAAUGCCAUGAAUAUUUUAAAAAAGUUUCUUUUUCUUCUGCUUCUAAAAAAAAUAUUUACUUACGUGAUUCAACUCGUAUUCAUUUAUUUUCAUGUGGCUUGUGUUCUUGUGAAGUUACUUGA